AACUGUUUCCACGAUUAAGCAGCCCUAACAUUUUCAGUCUGCCUAACUUCUCUACCCAAUUGCUCUCUUGAUCGAUUAGAACCCAUUCAAUCUCCCAUCUUUUCAAUAAUCUCUGUUGGAUCUUAAGAUUCAUCGAGCUUCAACCACUCGCUAAAAAUAAUACUGAUAAAUUAUAGUAAGAAUGGAUAUGGACGAAGAGGAUUUCGUGUUCUUUGGUACCCCGAUAGAGCGCGAGGAAGAGCUCACUAGCCGCAAGAAGAAAGCCAUCGCGGAGGCCUCUGGUCACCUCCGAACCCUCCCUUCUUGGAAGCAAGAGGUUAGAGAUGAAGAAGGACGGAGAAGAUUCCAUGGAGCAUUUACUGGAGGAUUCUCUGCUGGUUAUUACAAUACAGUGGGAUCAAAGGAGGGUUGGGCUCCUCAGUCUUUUACAUCAUCCCGGAAAAACAGAGCUGAAGUUAAACAGCAAAGCAUUCUUAACUUCUUAGAUGAAGAUGAGAAAGCUGAAUUGGAAGGUCGAUCUUUGGGGACAUCAUCACAAUUUGACACGUUUGGAUUUACAGCUGCUGAAUUUGCUCGUAAACAAGCUGAGAAGGAACAACAGCAGAGGCCAUCGGCUAUACCUGGACCUGUUCCUGAUGAAAUAGUUCUUCCAGCCACAGAGUCUAUUGGAGUAAAAUUGCUGCUAAAGAUGGGAUGGAGACAUGGUCAUUCAAUUAAGGAUUCACAUGCAAAUUCGCUAUAUGAUGCUCGUAGAGAAGCUAGAAAAGCUUUCCUGGCAUUUUCUUCUGAUGAUGCAAAAGCACAUCAUACUGAGACUGAGCCUGAUGAGGAUUACCUGGGAAACUUAGAGCAGUCUGUUAAUGAUGCUGUUCAGACUUCUCAAAGCACACCAGUUUUUGUGCUCAACCCAAAGCAAGAUAUGUAUGGUUUAGGUUAUGAUCCUUAUAAGCAUGCUCCUGAGUUCAGAGAGAAGAAAAGGUCACGUGCAUCUGAUCGCAGAGAGCCUGGGAAUAGAAAAGCUUUGUUAACAAGGGAUGGUCUCUUUGGUUUCAAGUCAGGAAAGGCUGCUCCUGGGUUUGGCAUUGGAGCACUUGAAGAAUAUGAUGCUGAAGAUGAAGAUGUCUAUGCAGUUGCUUAUGACUUUGAAGAAACUAUUGUUCAAGACCAAGAAGUUGAAGAGCCACCAAGACCCAGCACAGACCAUAAGCCGAAAUUGGCCUGGAAGGAGCAAGGCAUUCUUCCUGGCUUUAAAGUUGCAUCAAAAUCUGAUUACCAGUUGGAAAGAUUUGAUCCUCCAGUAAUUCCAAAGGAUUUCGUGCCCCACCACAAAUUUCCUGGUCCCCUGGAUGCUGAUGACAAGUACAGCAUUCCUCCUCCACCAGAGGUUCCACCUCCUGAUGACAAUAAUAUGAAACUCUUAAUUGAGGGGGUUGCAACUUUAGUUGCUCGAUGUGGUAAAUUAUUUGAGGAUCUUUCCCGAGAGAAAAAUAAAUCAAAUCCAUUAUUUAGUUUUCUUAAUGGAGGAAAUGGUCACGACUAUUAUGCUAGGAAGUUGUGGGAGGAAAGACAGAAACGUAAUAAUCAGAAGAGUCUAGCUUUGGAUGGGAGAUCAUCUCCAAGUGUUCAGAAAAUGACUGCAGAAAGCCGUGGCAAAAUAUUAGGGGAAAGGCCUCUAGAAAGAAGCUUGAAAGAUUUAAGCUCGUCUGUUGUUUCUGCAGAUGUUAAUCUUCAAUUCAGUCUUUCAGAUACAUUUACAAAACCAGCAUCUUUUGGUGGGGUGCCUGAAGUGGCAAAACCUUUCAAAGAUGAUCCUGCAAAGCAAGAAAGAUUUGAGAGGUUUCUGAAGGAAAAGUAUCAAGGAGGCCUUCGUUCUAUCGAUUCUAUUGGAGCUAGCAAUAUGUCAGAAUCAGCUCGUGCACGAGAGAGAUUAGACUUUGAGGCUGCAGCUGAAGCAAUAGAGAAAGGAAAGUGGAAUGAGGAAAGCAAACUCUCUACCCAACAGUUGGAAUUCUCUGCCGGUGGAGGGAUGCUGUUUACAUCUGCUGGAUUGGAGCAACAUAAAGAUGCCCAUGCUGAAGAUUUAGUGACAAGAAAAGCUUAUCCCAAAAGGGAAGAAUUUCAAUGGCGCCCUCUUCCUGUUCUAUGCAAGCGCUUUGAUCUUAUUGAUCCUUAUAUGGGGAAGCCACCACCACCUCCACGGAUGAGAAGCAAGAUGGAUUCUUUAAUAUUCACAUCAGAUUCUGUCAAAACCUCAAAAUUUGAAGAAAUUGUUACUGCAAAUAGAGAUCAAGUUUCAGUUCUUCAAACUGACACUCAAGAAAUCAGCAAAGAUGUAGCUCAUGGGAAAAAGGAAAUUGAGGUGCAAGUGGAAAAUGUGGAGAGGCCAGUUGACCUUUACAAGGCUAUUUUCUCUGAUGAUUCUGAUGAUGAGGUUGAAACUCCUAUUGUCAAUAAAGUGGAUGACCCAGAGAAAAAAGUUGAAGUAGCUCAUACAACACUAAAUCGCUUGAUAGCAGGUGACUUUUUAGAAUCUUUAGGCAAAGAACUGGGGUUAGAGGUUCCCCCUGAUCGUUCCUACUCAACGAAUAUAAGCGGAAGUUCUCCUAAGAAAGAAUCUGCUGUUGCCAGUGCUGCUGGGAAUAUGAAUUUCAUGCCAGUUGAAAAUAGGUCAGCUUCCACCUCCAAUACUGGUUGUCUAGCCUCCAGGAAUGAGAAGGUUCUUCAUAACCAGGAGAUUACUAAAGUGACUGAAUCCCAAAAGAAUGAUUCCAUUCAAGGUAGCCCACAAGGUGGUAGCAGCAGGCAUGUUGAACAUGGUCCAUCUGAUAAGAGGUCUGGCGAAACCGAUGUCGAAAAGAGCGAAAAGAGGGCUCAAGAUGAUAGGAAAGCUAAAUCCCCAUCUAUUCGCCACCGAAAAUCGAGCAUCAGUUCAUCAGAUGAUGAAAGGACCAGGAAACGCUCGAGGUCACAUCGGUAUAGUAGCAGUGACUCAUACAGUGAUUCAUCAGAAGAUGAUCAAAGUCAUUACCAUUCUCGGACAAAAGGAAGAAAGAAAGGUUCAUCGCGAGAAAAGAGCAGCAGCAGUAGAAGAAGAAAGCAUUCAAAACAACGUCAGCACAGAAACUGGUACUGAAAAAGAGCAUGCAGAAUCAAACAUAGAGAAGUGGAAAUGCAGGGACUGAAUUUCCUUACAUUAUAUUACAUGUGGAAGGGCAUCUCUUUGUGGAAGAAAUCACCAAGUAAGAAGGUAAUUGUGCAGUGUUUUGGUUCAUGCCUUGGCCUGCUACUGCUUAAAUUCAUUGAAUUGACCAAGGACCUUGAGCUACUUCUGAGGCUUCAGAUAAUACAUUUGCUGCAACUAAAAUGCACAACCAUUAUUUGGUUGCAACAUUACAGCAAAAGCUUAGACGAUUGUUUCAGUGAAGAGGGGAAAAGGGAAUAGGAAGGAUAUCAUAGCAGGCAGGAAACUAUAAGCAAUUUUUUGUUUUUUUUUCCAGUGAGUUCUUAUCAGUUUUCUGUUUAUAAGCUUCACUUAGCUGCUGAAUAUUGCUGGUAUGCUCAACUAUCUGCUACUUUUUUUAACGUAGAUGACAGAGUUAUGUUCAAUGGUAUACAUCACUUUCUAAAAAUGGAAGCAUAUUAAGAAAGAUUUCCCAGUUUUCCUUUA
Molecule: messenger RNA, 3667 nt
Organism: Manihot esculenta (cassava)
Lineage: Eukaryota; Viridiplantae; Streptophyta; Magnoliopsida; Malpighiales; Euphorbiaceae
Product: G patch domain-containing protein TGH
Exons: 16
Coding region: 182-3133 (983 amino acids)
Biological process (GO): mRNA processing
Cellular component (GO): nucleus
Molecular function (GO): RNA binding
Source: RefSeq, a predicted model, not a curated record